Molecule: messenger RNA, 1329 nt
Organism: Rhodamnia argentea
Lineage: Eukaryota; Viridiplantae; Streptophyta; Magnoliopsida; Myrtales; Myrtaceae
Exons: 4
Coding region: 12-854 (280 amino acids)
Source: RefSeq, a predicted model, not a curated record
UCUGCGGAGAAAUGUCCCAUAAAGCAACAGGAAGCGCUCUCGCUCUCUCUCUCUCUCUCUCUCUGAGAAUUAGGGACAAUCUGAGGAGAGAAAGGGGGGAGAGAGAAAUGGCCAAGAAUGGGGAAGUGCGGUCGAGCUUCCCGUUGAGCUUCUGGGAGGUGGCGGGGGCUUCGGCGGUGGUGAUUGGCUUCGUUCUUGGCCUCCUGGGCGUUUACCUGACCAUGCCCGCAUCUGAUUACAGCUUCCUCAAGCUCCCUCGCACCCUCCAAGAUCUUGAGAUCCUUCGAGACCAUCUUGAGGGCUACACAAGCGACUACACCCUGCAAGUCCUGGUUGGUUACUCCAUGGUGUACAUAUUCAUGCAGACUUUCAUGAUCCCGGGAACUAUUUUCAUGUCGCUGCUCGCGGGAGCGCUUUUUGGAGUUCUUAAAGGCAUGGCCCUGGUUGUGUUCACUGCCACUGCCGGCGCUUCGUCGUGCUAUUUCCUAUCGAAAAUGAUCGGACGGCCCAUUGUCUUCUCUCUUUGGCCUGAUAAGCUGAAGUUCUUCCAAGCUCAGGUGGCUAAAAGAAGAGAACGGCUGUUGAACUACAUGCUCUUCCUCAGGGUGACUCCGACCUUGCCUAACACGUUCAUUAACUUCGCUUCCCCAAUAGUUGACGUGCCAUAUCACACCUUCUUCCUUGCUACUGUCAUUGGACUCAUCCCUGCAGCUUACGUAACUGUCAGGGCUGGACUAGCUCUGGGAGAGUUGCAGUCCGUUGGAGAUCUUUAUGACUUCCAUUCCAUCGCCACUCUAUUUUUCAUCGGGGUCAUCUCGAUUACUCCGACACUUAUGGGCAAGGGGGCCUCAUAAUGCCAGAUUAUUUACUCUCUGAUCCUGCCUUGUGAGCAUGCAAAUCCUUUUCCUUGGGUCACCACUCAGUUUAAUGUCCACCUCUGUAUAGACAAGGAACAAAUAGUCCUAAACACGAAGCGCUCUCUAUGCUGAGCAAAUUUCGUCAGCACCAGGGAGAUUGAUCCUGCAUGCGAUAACUUGGAAAAAGCAUCGGUUACCAGCCCUUAAUCUCUACCCUGCCCUGAUCAAACAGGAAUUAUUAUCUUACUAUCAGCUAGACCGCCUAAACGGUGAAGGGUCUCUGUUUUUCAGUGUCUGUUCCUCGUACACCGGUUUAUGUUGUUCCAUUAGCAAGAAGGGAAACUGGAAGAAAAGAAAUUUCCCUGUAUAUCAUUGUUAAUGUUGACUAUUGAGUAGACUAUGUCACUGUAGAAUUGCAUUGGUGUAUUACACUCAGAUACCCUUUUCGAUUUAUCAUCUAAAUUCGGCUUGA